AUGGGUAUGAUAUCGCGUGAGAUACACCAUCGUAAGAUGGAUACAACCAUGGUAACAACGCCUCCGACGCAUCCGACUAUGGCAACAACGCAUCCGACUAACGUAUUUGACAAGCGAGCUGGCCACACAAGCGAGCUAGCUAGCCCCACUAUUCGCUACCCCCAUAUCACACCAGACCAAAGACGCAUGGCUCUCCAGCUCCUCUCAGAUCUUCAUCUCGAGUCACCAAAAGGAUACGACAUCUUCCCCAUCGUCCCUUGCGCACCGCGCCUUGCCCUCCUCGGCGACAUUGGCACCGUCACACCUCACAAAGUCGACUUCCUAGCCUUUCUCACCCGCCAACUCAAGCAAUUCCGCACGGUACUCUUCGUGCCCGGGAACCAUGAAUCCUACUCUUCAGACUGGCCCACCGCUCUCGCAAUAUUGCGAGAAUUUGAGAAGACCAUACAGUGUGAAAAUGAUAGCGCGCUCGGAGACUUCAUCUUGCUUGAUCGCACUGCGUUCAAACUACCAGACACUAAUGUCACGAUCUUAGGCUGCAGUCUUUUCUCUCACAUACCGCCUGGGAGCGAAAUGGCUGUUAGCAUGGGUUUGAACGAUUUCUUCCAGACGGAGAGCUGGGAUGUGGAAAUGCACAACGCGGCGCACAAGCGAGAUGUUGAAUGGCUGAACGCCCAGGUCGCUGCGCUCGAGCAUGGCAACUCUAAGAUAAUCAUUCUCACGCACUGGAGUCCAUCAAGAGACCCUCGCUCAAGCGACCCGAAGCACGCUGCUAGUCCUAUCUCGAGUGCCUUCUCGACGGACUUGUCGGAUCAGCCCUGCUUCCAAAGUGGGAAGGUAAAACUAUGGGGGUUUGGUCAUACACACUUCAAUUGCGAUUUUUUGGUUGAGCGAGGCGCAGAUGUAGGAUCACUAAGACUGGUAACAAAUCAGAGAGGAUACUAUUUCGCCCAGGCCGACGGAUUUAAUGAAAAGAAGACGGCCUUUCCGGAUGUUGCGGGAUGGGGUUCCACCAGCCGCCUUCGCCCCAUACGUCGGCUGGCAGACACUCGCUUAUGGUCCACUUAG
Lindgomyces ingoldianus is the source of this 1068-nucleotide messenger RNA. RefSeq lists its product as uncharacterized. The transcript has 5 exons. The record is from RefSeq and is a predicted model, not a curated record. Bases 1 to 1068 code for a protein of 355 amino acids. Lineage: Eukaryota; Fungi; Ascomycota; Dothideomycetes; Pleosporales; Lindgomycetaceae. Gene Ontology annotation, molecular function: hydrolase activity.